AUGAAUGACGGCGAAUUCAUCGUUGCGGGCACGCUGGAUACGUUGUCCGACCGAACGGACCGUCUGCAAGGACGCGUCGGCGAGGCGACACACCCGCGGAGGACUCUGAAGACGUGUCUAGAGGAGUUGCAACAGAUUCUGGAUACCGUGUACCGGCAGAGGCUGCAUAUUGGGGAACCCUUACUUCUGGUGAUUCGCCGGUUCAUCAAGGAACAGCAACAAUUGCGGGAAGAUGUCCUGCCCGUCACUUGUGGUCGCGAUGGGGACCGCUCGGCAAGGGGCGAGAUCCUCGCAGUCUACGAUUCUGCAAUGGCACUUCUGGACAGGCUGCGCGUGUUACAAGGGCUGUUCGAUAGGGUGAACGAUGCUGAGCAGCUCCCGAGUGCCGCGUGCACAGCUCCACUGGCGGAGAUGCACGCACAGCUACUCGAACAGUCACGCAGCCACGCGGCAUUGCUCGUCCGCAGUCUGCUCGUGGUGCAGAAGCACAUCCGGCACAACUGCCGUUACAACGAACUGCUCCUGGGACUUGCUCAGACUACUACUACCGCUAUUGGUACCACUACCUCUAGUAGUAGUGACGAUACGCUGUAA
Messenger RNA from Huiozyma naganishii CBS 8797, 594 nucleotides. RefSeq lists its product as uncharacterized. Lineage: Eukaryota; Fungi; Ascomycota; Saccharomycetes; Saccharomycetales; Saccharomycetaceae. The transcript has a single exon. The record is from RefSeq and is a predicted model, not a curated record. Bases 1 to 594 code for a protein of 197 amino acids.